This is a messenger RNA of Penicillium brasilianum, 3425 nucleotides long. The record is from the annotation of a GenBank genome assembly. NCBI's taxonomy places the organism in Eukaryota, Fungi, Ascomycota, Eurotiomycetes, Eurotiales, Aspergillaceae.
UCAGGGCGUCAGAUCCGACAUGCUUGGCAGCCUCCCCCGCAUGCAAAGUUUAAACCCAUUCUAUAACGAGGUUCGCCCUAAUACGUAUGACCUCAGGCUUUUCCAUUACACAUUUUAUUCUGUGGUGCAAAUUUCUUCGUCGGAUUAAACAUUCUUAUGAGAGCCGCCUCCCCCACACUUUCUGGCUCUUCUAGGUCUUCUUCGACUCUUUCUGCUCGACUCUUUCCGCUCCUCGUCUGACUUGUUCCUACUUUCCUCUGGCUGACCAUUGACCAUUCUUCCUCCUUCCUCUCGGGCCUUCUGUUCGUUUUCGGGUUCUCUCCUCUCUGGCCCCCUUCUCUUUUUGUUUCUUACCCUUCCCUCUUCCCUCUUCCAAUCUGCCACCUGAUCGGCCACCGGUCCGGCCGCUUAGAGGUGGGAGAGAGAGAGAGCCAGACAAAAAUUGGACUAUAUACUAGUCCCUCCUGCGGUCGUUUCUUCCCCUCCCCGCCCCCGGUUAUAAUCCCACCCCAACCCUCGUUUCCCUUCCCUCCGUCAUCAUUUCCAUACUACCGCGCCUGGCUUACCGGUGCCAUCCACCCCCGUUCUGGGCCCAUGUUCAAUGUUGUCCAUGCAGAACUCUCUGUAUUUUGCGCGCCCAGAUUUCAACGGGUCGGCUGUACAGGACGAGGCCUGCUCCGGUAACCCUCCGGACAUUUCCAUCCCCACUCUUGCCGACAUCACCCACGCAAACACAUCAGCCCAUCGCAACACCCUGCGAGCCAGCACUUCGAGCACCAGCACCGGCGCCAGCCCCGAUGAUACCUCCACCGAUUCCCCCGACUGGCCUGGCGACUCGGCCGAUCGGUCGCUUGCCGAUUUAGAUGCCUCCUCCAACAAUUAUUACCUGUCGCAUCGGCCAGACUCCUCCUCCUCCUCGGCCUUUCUCGAUGCGACGCCACAGUUUGACAUGGACAACCUACCCAAAGUAGAGGAGUUGGACGACGACAUCUCAAGCAUCAAACCAUCCGAUGUGGGGACGGAGGGGCCCAACGACUCGGCAGCGCCCGUCGCCGUUCCACGGAAACGUGGACGACCACGCAAACACCCGCUUCCCGUACCGGGUGGCCAGGUCAAAGUCACCAAGGGUCGAUCCAAGACCGGUUGUAUAACCUGCCGUCGCAGAAAGAAGAAGUGCGAUGAGACCAAGCCAGCAUGUCUCAACUGUCAGAAGAAUGCGGUCGUCUGCGAGGGAUAUCCCCCCAAGGAAAUCUGGAAGAGUGGCCGUCAGAAGAUGGCUGAUGCGGUUCGCACCCAGUCCCUGACAGCCGUUCCUCGCAACCUGCCUCUCCUCAUCGAUGGUAUCGAAACCGACAUCGAUCGCCGUUUCCUCGAUCAUUUCGUAUACGGAUUCAGCCGCGUCUUGACCCUCGUGAACGAUGACUCGAAUCCCUUCAAGGAAAUCCUUCUGCCGAUGGCGACGCAACAUCGAGGGCUGAUGCAUUCUCUCAUGUGUCUGUCGGGGUCACAUUUAUCUGGUCUCGACCCGGAGCCCAAGUUGAAGGAGCGCAAAUACUUCCACUUCCAUCGUGCGAUUCAGGAUCUCAAGGACAACAUCACCGCGACGUCAUCACAAACGGCAAGCUCUGGCACGAGCACGGACACGGGCACGGAUCAGGAUCAGCAGCUACUUGUCGAAGACCCGAUCAUCGCAUCGACUAUCGCUCUCAGUUUGAAUACGAUCUGCGAAGGCGAGACAAAUGGCGAGUAUCGCCCUCACAUGGAUGCCGCUCGGUACCUGCUACUUUCGCAGCAACCACGCAAUGAGAAGUUCCGCCAGUUCAUCGUCGAAUUCUUCCAGUAUCACGAUAUCUCGAAUGCGCUCACCUCUCUAGACCGUCGCCCGUCUCUUAUGCAGGGUGGCCUGCGUCUACCCGACUUUGUACCCGGUGCCCAAGCCGGCAACUUCCUUGGGGUUUUUGACGGUCUCUUCAACUACAUCUCCGAGAUUACCCAGUUGCGAGACCGGAUCCGUCAGCGUCACAAAGAAGGUUACGAGCCUGCCGUGGAUUACCAAACCCUCAGCGAAGCCGUUCAGAUCGACACGGCGAUUCGAUCAUGGAAGACUUCACACGAGGAGGAAUCUCCAAACUGGUACCUAGCUCAACUAUAUCGCCAAUCGACAUGGGUCUACCUCUACCGAACGAUCCGACCCUCCCGACCGAGCGAUAAGAUUUCCCAAGUCGUCAACGACGGUCUAGGCUAUCUGGAUCAGCUACCCCAAGAUGCGGGCGCCUAUAGCAUCGUCCUGAUGCCGCUCUUCUUGCUGGGAUGUUCAGCCUUUGUGCCGCAUCAGCGCGAGCGGAUUCAACGCGGCUUCGAUACUCUUAAAUCCUAUUCAAACCUCCGCAACAUCGAACCUGCCUUCAAGGUUGUUUCACGAGUGUGGGAGGUUAUGGAUACCACAAUCGAGGACAGUUGGGACUGGGAGAAGAUCAUCAGUGACAUGAACAUGGACUUCUUGAUCACUUAAGAUCUUUUCUCGAGGUCUCCUUGCCUCCAACCUAUACCCGAUCAUACCUCUAUGCCCUUGAUGUUGAUACCCUCUACUCACGUUCUUCUUGGUUACGGUUUUACCUGUUCAUAAUUAUCACAUUUGGACUCUUAUGUCCUGGUCGGCUUAUGUGAAUUCUUGGACUCUUAAGCAUAACGGUUUUUUUUCUUUGGAGGUUGUACUAUGAUGUGUGGCGUUUGUUUCCGUUCUAUUGAUAUCUCUUGUUUCUGUUCUAUACGAACCAUGCAUCUGCAUUUGGGAAAGGCGGAGGUCCCGACUGUUUUUCUGACUUUUCUUUUCUCAUCUGUCCUUCCGUCCUCAUGGCUGAAGAAUUGCAACCCGUGCGUUGACCCCGCAGGGAAGGGGGUAAAUGUGGGAGGGAGUGCAUAAUACGAGGGAGAGAUGCACGCAGAAAAAAGGAUAACCCGUCAAGCAGUCUUCACCGCUUGAUCUGAACUUCCCUUUCUCUUCUCAUCUUUGCCCCUUUCUGUGGAGGGAACCGUGUACAUUGUUUCAGUACAUUUCCCCCGCUAUCUGUUUCAGGGGCGGGGGAACAAACACGAAGUCAAAAGCAAAAGCCCCCCAAAAAAGCUCUACGGUGUUCUAGUCUUGGAGGAGGUGAAAGUUAGUAUUUAUGAGAUGGUAGCGUCGGACGCUAUGGUCUCGCCAUAACGACCGGGGGCGGUUUUAUGUCCGCCCUGUAUUGGACGAUUGGUGAGAUGAGGUUUCUUGAAUAUGCCCUUUCUGUCACGGUUCUGUGUUGUAUAUACCCUGGUCUUCUGUUGUGUAAGUAUUGCUCGCAAUUGGAAGUUGUGAAUGUCUGUAUACUAUACUUAGGAUGGCAUUGAUUAAUUCAAAAAGGUUAAUUAUGUUCUGCUGUUCGGAUUGAGGG